Molecule: messenger RNA, 528 nt
Organism: Colletotrichum higginsianum IMI 349063
Lineage: Eukaryota; Fungi; Ascomycota; Sordariomycetes; Glomerellales; Glomerellaceae
Product: Thioesterase superfamily protein
Exons: 2
Coding region: 1-528 (175 amino acids)
Molecular function (GO): fatty acyl-CoA hydrolase activity
Source: RefSeq, a predicted model, not a curated record
AUGCCCAAGGAAGUCCCGACCAAGUUCAAAGGCAUCUUCGACGCCAAAACGGGCGAAGAACGGAUACAGGCAUGGCUCGCCCUCGACAAAGAUGAAGCGGGCCAUUUCGAGUUUGGCAACUGGACGGGCGCCCUGAUGCCCUCCGUGACCCUCCUCUCCACGACGCUGGCCCCGAACCCCUCCGCCACCUUCUCCUUCACCGUCCUCCCGGACCACUGCAACCGCGCCGGCAACCUCCACGGCGGCGCCACCGCCACCCUCUUCGACUCUCUCACCAGCCUUCCCUUGGCCCUCGUCAACGACAAGCCGGGCUACUGGCAGUUCCUCGGCGUCUCCCGCACCCUCAACUGCAGCUACCUGCGCCCGGCCCCCGCCGGCGAGGAGUGCCUCGUCGAGUGCGAGAUCGUCCAAAUCGGCAAGACGCUGUGCCAGCUGAGGGGAACCCUCCGCCGGAAGCGCGACGGCCUCGUGCUGGCCACGUGCGAGCACCACAAGUUCAACACGGACCCGCCGGCGAGCAAGCUGUAA